AUGGUGUGUAAAUGGUUUGGAGGCAUCUACGGGGACAUUGACACGAAGCCUCUCCAACAUCCCGCCCAUUGGAUUCAGCAAUCCGACAUUUCAGCAUGGACCGACGAAUCGACGGGCAAGACGUACGGCCUGGACAGCUCGGCGCUGCGUCAGCUCGCACAUACACCCGCGCAAGCUCAACCCGUCAACGCCAUCUGGGGGAUUGAAUGCGACUCGGAUCCGAAAACAGACGCCCACUGGCGCAUGGGAUACACGUACGCGAUCCAGCUCACAAACUGGGCGUUUGCUUCCGCCCCUCGCCAUCCCAUCCUGCAGCGGUUCCUCGACCGCCUUGUUGGCAUGGCCGACGAGGCCAAACAAGCUGCGCUGCACACCUCUACCGGCAGCCUCUCCCAGCUGCACUACGAUCCGCUCACACGCACGGGGCCAGCGGCCGUUACAGAGGUGACGCGCAAGUGGCUGGAAGAACGGCAAGGAUUGAGGUGGAAUGCCCUGACGGGUCUGAAGGACAAUGCGAGGACGAAGCUCGCUGGCGACGUCUUGGUUCUUCCCAUGACGGGAUUCAGGUAUCAAUCCACCCCUGUGUACUACACAUUACUAAGGCACUAG
Metarhizium acridum CQMa 102 is the source of this 609-nucleotide messenger RNA. RefSeq lists its product as uncharacterized. The record is from RefSeq and is a predicted model, not a curated record. Gene Ontology annotation, molecular function: alpha-1,6-mannosyltransferase activity. NCBI's taxonomy places the organism in Eukaryota, Fungi, Ascomycota, Sordariomycetes, Hypocreales, Clavicipitaceae. Gene Ontology annotation, biological process: protein N-linked glycosylation. Gene Ontology annotation, cellular component: mannan polymerase complex.